AUGUCACCUAUUACGCCUUUGUCUAAUACUAAUGAUGGUCUUACCACAUCCAAGGAACUUACAAGCAAAGAUUAUUACUUUGACUCAUAUUCACACUUUGGUAUACAUGAAGAAAUGCUUAAAGAUACAGUGCGUACAAAGGCCUAUAUGAACGCCAUUCUACAGAGUAAACACUUGUUUAAAGACAAGGUGGUGCUGGAUGUGGGAUGUGGUACUAGUAUUUUGUCCAUGUUUGCUGCUAAUGCUGGUGCAAAGCAUGUAUAUGGUGUUGAUUGUUCUGGUAUUCUGAUACAGGCACGUGAGAUUGUCAAGGCAAAUGGCUUUGCGGACAAGAUCACACUCAUUCAGGGUAAAAUGGAAGAACUCACGAUGCCUGUGGAUAAGGUGGACAUUAUUAUCUCUGAGUGGAUGGGCUACUUUUUACUCUAUGAGUCCAUGCUGGAUACGGUAAUUUAUGCACGUGAUAAGUACCUGGUACCUGGUGGACUUAUGUUUCCAGAUCAUUCAACCCUUUACAUUGGUGCUAUCGAGGAUGGAGAGUACAAGGCCGAGAAACUUGAGUUUUGGGAUAAUGUAUACGGAUUUGACAUGAGCUGCAUCCGAGAUAUUGCCAAGGUAGAACCACUCGUAGACACUGUGGGUAGUGACGCGCUAUUGACGGAUGUAUGCCCUAUCUUGGACAUUGACCUGACAACUGUGACAAAAGAUGAAUUGGCCUUCUCAUCCACGUUCAAGUUGACAGCUUUUCGCCAGGAUUUUUGCCAUGCAUUGGUAGCGUACUUUGACUGCACAUUCUCAGCUACGCACAAGAAGCUUAGUUUCUCGACGGGACCCAAGGCCGAGUACACGCACUGGAAGCAAACUGUAUUCUAUCUUGAAGGAGAGAUCGCUUGCAGCCCUGGUGAGGUGAUCGAGGGCGAGCUGACAUGCAAACCCAACGCUUUCAAUCCACGUGACCUGGAUAUCGAUAUCAACGUACGUUUUGAUGGCGCCAGUGGAUCAUACAGCAAGCUCCACGAGUUCAAGUUGCGCUAA
Peronospora belbahrii is the source of this 1035-nucleotide messenger RNA. The record is from the annotation of a GenBank genome assembly. NCBI's taxonomy places the organism in Eukaryota, Oomycota, Peronosporomycetes, Peronosporales, Peronosporaceae.